Colletotrichum phormii is the source of this 339-nucleotide messenger RNA. RefSeq lists its product as uncharacterized. NCBI's taxonomy places the organism in Eukaryota, Fungi, Ascomycota, Sordariomycetes, Glomerellales, Glomerellaceae. The record is from RefSeq and is a predicted model, not a curated record. The transcript has a single exon. Bases 1 to 339 code for a protein of 112 amino acids.
AUGGGAUACGACUACAAGCUCGCCAACGCCGAGGGAAAGUCGAUAGUCGGCCUCGAAGUGACCUACCCACCCAACAGUUCCACCCCUCCCCACCGACACGUCGGCGCCACGGUGGUGGUGAACAUCGUUGAGGGGAUAUUUCUCAGCGGCAUGAAUGGGAAUCCGCCAAAGCUGUAUGACGUCGGAGAAAGCUUCAUGGAGCUGCCCGGCUGUCACCAUACAGUGGGAGAAAACCCCAGCAGUGAAAGUCGAGUGGUGUUUGUUGCUGUCUUCAUUGUGGACACCAAGGUCUUGGAAUCGGGAUACGAAGCCCUCACUGUGCUGGAUGAGGGGUAUUGA